UGUUUUUUCGAGAUGAGAGAUGGAGAUUCACUUCUCUGCGUAAUAUUCUCGGUUCAGUUGUUCUGACAUAAUUUUAAAGCACUCGGACAAAAAGGGGGAAAUAACGAUCAAAUUUAUUUAGUGUUUCAAAGUCACGCUACAAAUUAUCCCGCGAACCCAAAACGACAUUCGACUUCCCUCAGAACUAUGAGUGAGAACAGUUCAUCUGAUCCUCCCAACAGCACUCAGGGGCCCACCACAGAUACAAAAGCCCCUCAGGAGAAACCGGCGGACAAAGCUGGGAAGAACCCUACGCAAGAACCUGAAGAAGAGAUCGACAUUGAUCUGGAUGCGCCAGAGACAGAAAAGGCAGCUUUGGCAAUACAGAGUCAGUUCAGACGCUUCCAGAAGAAAAAGAAGUAGAAAAGGGAAGAAUAAACAAAAGGGUCAGUGCAGAGGACAAAAACACCUUUCACAAUAUUCAAAAUGGAAAGAGAUUUAAUAAGGUAGAGACCAAGAAAAGGGAAAAGUCAAGUGUGGGUGGGAAAUUAGGGGUUUGGAAAACAAAUGAUAGCCCUGUGGCAUCAACAUGCUGGGUUGAUUAGAGUUUAGGACAUAAGAAUAGAGAAGGAUUUUCACUUUGAAAGACAUCGUGGAUUUUGUUCUCGUUGUAGCCUAUUUGUCUCUAUUCUUUCUUUCCUCUACUGUAGACAUAAAUAUAGGUAGGAACGUCAGUUACUGACAUGUGCAACACCCAUAUAUUAUUUAAUAUAUUCAGUAUAUCACUGAUGCAACAGUACAAAUGUAACUGAUAUAAACAUAAGAAUUCGAAAGACAGUAAAUGACCAAAUGUUGCACUGCACCUACGGUAAAACAUGUUGGUGUGAAUUAGCAUUAUAGAUAUGAAGUAGCUUAGGUGUAAAUGUGUUCUUAGAGGUAGAUCUAAAUUGUUUGUUUGUUUUUUCUUUUAAAAUAAAAAGGGUUUGAAAAAAUAAGGAAAUCUCUGUAACACCAUUUUUAUCAUUAGUUAAUUAACUUAUGGAAGCCCGUUUCCGUCCAUCACUGAAUAAAAAAGGUAAUUGCGACUUUUUCAAAAAUCUGAAACUUGUAAUUCAAAUUUUUUUCCCAGAGUUGUGAGUUUAUAUUUCAAAAUUGUGACUUUUUCUUAGAAUUGCGAGUUUCUCGCAACUCUCAUUUUAUAACACGCAAUUGUGAGAACAUCUCAGUCUUUUUACCCUUCAAAUUUGGACUCAGAAUUGCGACUUUUUACCUCACAAUUGUGAGUUUAUAUCUCGCAAUUUUGACUUUGUAACUCUCAACUGAGAGUUUAUAUCAUGCAAUUCUGAGAAAAAAGUCAGAAUUUAGAGAAAAAAGUCCUAAUUACGAGAUGCAAACUCACAUUUGCGGAAAAAAAAAGUCAGAAUUGCAACUUUUUAACUCGCAACUGUGCGUUUAUAUCAUGCAAUUCUGAGAAAAAUUUUGGAAUCGUGAGAUUAUCUCGCAAUUCUGACUUUAUAACCCGCAAUUGACAGCUUAUAUCACACUAUUCUGAAAAAAAAGUCAGAAUUGCAACUUUUUAACUUUUUAACAGUACAAAUUUACAUUUACGAAAAAAAGUCAGAAUUGCAACUUUUUAACUCGCAACUGUGAGUUUAUAUCAUGUAAUUCUGACUUUAUAACUCGCAACUGACAGCUUAUAUUAUACAAUUCUGAGAAAAAAGUCAGAAUUGCGAGAUACAAACUUGCAUUUGUGAAAAAAGUCAGAUUUGCAACUUUUUAAUUCACAAUUGUGAGUUUAUAUCAUGCAAUUCUGAGAAAAAAAUCAGAAUUGUGUUUAUAUCUCGCAAUUCUGACUUUAUAAUUCGCAGUUGAGAGUUUAUAUCACACGGUUUUGAGAAAAAGGUCAUAAUUGUGAGAAAAAAAGUCAGAAUUGCAACUUUUUAACUCACAAUUGUGAGUUUAUAUCAUGCAAUUCUGAUUAAAAAAAUCAGAAUUGUGUGUUUAUAUCUCGCAAUUCUGACUUUUAUAACUUGCAAUUGAGUUUAUAUCACACAAUUCUGAGAAAAAAGUCAGAAUUGCAUGAAAAAAGUCAGAAUUGCAAGAUACAUUUGCAUUUGUAAAAAAAAAAGGCAGAUUUGCAACUUUAAAAGUCAGAAUUGCUUUUUAGCUUGCAGUUGAGAGUUUAUAUCAUGCAAUUCUAUGUUUUUGUUAAUGUUUUUUAAUGCAUUAUUGUAAACCUUAUUGCAAGGUGUUACCGAAAUUUCUUUAUAUCAACGGCAGAAGAAUUAGCAAUAGCCAUAUCUUGCAUAUUUCUGCAUUAUGGACAGGGAUUUAAUCAAGACACCGUAUAAAAUUAAGUAGUUUGUUAUUUUUAAAUUCCUCCCUGUAUAACAUUUCUGUUCAGUUGUAUUUUACCAGCUGGUUGAAUUUAGCACAAGGUCACGUCAUACUCACCAAAAUUAGCAUAAUGCCUUUCAUUUUUGCUUCAAUGCCAUUAGUUACAGACGUGCAGUGAGAUGCUUGAAUUUUUGGGAACUGGUGACUCAAAUGAAGAUUAUCAAGGAAAGUGUAACAUUUUGAUCUAUUUUAAGUGUCUUUCUUUUUCUCCUUCCCCUAUAAUUAAAGCAGUCUCCACAGAUAUCUCAGAAUAGCUCAUAAUAAUGAGAGCAGUCUAUAGACACUCAUGAUGAUCUCACACUUAAUGGGACAAAUGAUGUCUGUAAUUGCAUUGCGACAGGUGUGAUGAAAAUGUCAUCUGUGUUUGAUCGUUUUCAAAUAGUCACUGGAAAUGCAAUAAUUGAAUACAUCUGUUAUUAUUCUGUACAUUUUAUAUAAAGUAUGACACAUUUUACUGUU
This is a messenger RNA of Labeo rohita (rohu), 2835 nucleotides long. RefSeq names its product Purkinje cell protein 4 like 1 (gene pcp4l1). Gene Ontology annotation, molecular function: protein binding. The transcript has 3 exons. The record is from RefSeq and is a predicted model, not a curated record. NCBI's taxonomy places the organism in Eukaryota, Metazoa, Chordata, Actinopteri, Cypriniformes, Cyprinidae. Bases 187 to 402 code for a protein of 71 amino acids.